AUAAAUAACAUGAAAUAAAAGAAUAUGCAUGUAAAUUCCCUUUUUAAAUAAUCCGCAUUAAAAGCAAGCAAAUCUGAUGUUAUUAUGGGGGCCUAUUAAAUCAGAUUUCCUUCGCAAGAUUUUUUCCUGGUGACGACCACCACAGAGCCGCUCUCUGUUUCGCCAAUCUCGGCGAGAACACGAAGACAAGCCAAUGGCGGGAACGGAUGAGCAAGAGGAUUUCGUAAAGACUCGGGCGAUGGAGUGCGAUUCCUCAUUUGUGUGGGACGAAGAAUCGAAGCUCUAUUUCCAUGCCAGUAGUGGAUUCUACCAUGACCCUAAUGAUGGAUGGUAUUAUAGCAGCAGAGAUGGUCUUUAUUACACAUUUGAGAAUGGAACUUACGUUCCUGUUACAUGCAAUGAGGAAGAAAAGUCAGCAGCUCGUAAAUGCACCAGCCCUUUCUCAAGUAAACCCACACAGCUUGAUUCAGGUAUCCCACAACAUUUUCCAACUGAUGAAACUAAGAAUGAGCUACCGCCAUCACAAUGGAUUGAAGAGACACUGAUUGACCUUUAUUUGUCAGGAUAUAAGAAUGAAGAAGUUAAUUCGGACAGCUUACUGGCUCCCUUGACAAAUGAGCAGGGCUGUCAGGUCCAGUGUGAGGGACAAACUGAUUAUUUAGCUCUAGCUGGCCCAUUUGUUUGUCAAAAUGGUACUGAGAAUAAGCAAAAUGAUGAAUCUACCUCAGACUAUGUGCAAAACAUGGAUGAGUUAACUGACAUAAGCUUAAGCAAAGAAGAGGAAAACUGGUAUGCUCAGUACGGUCAGGUCACCCGGGUUGGUGAUGAUGAUUUGCCAAAUUUCUCUGCUGUAGAUCUGUGGGACUGGGAAAUUAUUAUGGAGACUACAAAAAACAAUCAUGCAGCAAGAUUGAUGUUGACCUUCCCGGAUGAGAUGAAGGUUCUUCGGCACCCACUUCCGAUCCAACUUCCACAAACUCCCUACUUCACGAUCUUCUCCUCCCUCCUCCGAUCAGAGUCUUUCUCGACUCCAAGCCACGACCAAACUCCUUCAAUUCUGAAAACUGCUGCCAUUCGUGACGUUCAUCUGGAUUUUGUUCGAGUGACAUCAGGGAGAGUUUACCGGUUGCGGAGCCCUAGCAUGAAAUAUUUAGUGUCUUUAUCGACAUAUGAUUCUUCCAAUCCCACAAAAGAUUGGGAUUUCCCUGAUUUUCUUGCCUCCAAUUAUGAGUAUACUCCGGUUAGUCAUGAUCAAGUCUACAACUUAGAUGGGGUUGACUAUCAAAGUUCUUUCACUACUAUAGAUGAAUUGCCUUCGACGGCUAAAAAGAAAACAAGUUCAGAAUACAGAGACAGAGCCGCUGAGAGGAGAGCAUUACAUGGUGGUUUCGGUACAGGUUUAGGACAGAAGAGUUUCCUCGAUGAAAAUUGUAUUUCAGAAGAACCCCAAACUCCUGAGACAGAUGGGGUUCUAAAUGAAGCUAUAAAUGCCUCCUUUGGCCCCGGAAGUUAUGCUAGAAAAAUUCUUGAAGGCAUGGGAUGGAAACAUGGCGAGUCUCUGGGAAGCUCCAACAAGGGCAUUUUAGAACCCCUAUGUCCUGCUGGUAAUAAAGGCUAUGCUGGUUUGGGGUGGAAUCAUACCCGUGGUGAGAACUGAUAUGAAACAGCGAAUUUUUCCUUUGGAUCAAUCACAGAAGAUCAAAUAAGGUGGCACAUUGACUCUAUUUUGAGAGUUAUGCAAGAUGAGUAUUUUGAACUCCAUUUUCUUGGAACCGUUGGAGGGGAGGUAUUGUUGCUUCUCCUACCUCUUUUAUGUUUCAUAAUUGACAUAUUCUUCACUAUACUCGUGAAAAUUUAGGAAGCAUUAGAGAAAACUGCAUUCACCAUCUAAAGAAGCAAUUUUGGAAAGGUUAUAGGUUGUCCCCACCCCAAAGUUACUACAGAGACUAAUCACCUUUUACUGCAAGAGAGAUUUUCCUUACCUUUGUCUGAAAUAUAAAAAUUUGCUCCUGAAAUUGUUAUAUUUACCAACUUAUGAGUAUGUUGCGUUACUGAUGGGGACAUCAAUGCAUAGAAGGUUUAUCAUAGAAAUGACUGUAGAUCGACGGCCACGAUUGAGUCGCUAUAUUAUUAGUUGUUGUGUGUGUUGUAUGUGAUUUAAUUUAGUUUGUGAACUUUUUCUUAAUGUUAUGUUGUAAGCCUAAGGGCAUUUGUGAAUUUUUCCUUAAUGUUAUGUUGUAAGCCCAAUGGCAUUUGUGUC
Molecule: messenger RNA, 2260 nt
Organism: Dendrobium catenatum
Lineage: Eukaryota; Viridiplantae; Streptophyta; Magnoliopsida; Asparagales; Orchidaceae
Exons: 12
Coding region: 194-1657 (487 amino acids)
Biological process (GO): mRNA splicing, via spliceosome
Cellular component (GO): nucleus
Molecular function (GO): RNA binding
Source: RefSeq, a predicted model, not a curated record